Messenger RNA from Penicillium soppii, 2775 nucleotides. Its product is annotated as DEAD/DEAH box helicase. The record is from RefSeq and is a predicted model, not a curated record. The transcript is spliced from 4 exons. Lineage: Eukaryota; Fungi; Ascomycota; Eurotiomycetes; Eurotiales; Aspergillaceae. Gene Ontology annotation, molecular function: ATP binding; zinc ion binding; ATP-dependent chromatin remodeler activity. Bases 1 to 2775 code for a protein of 924 amino acids.
AUGGCAGGAAAGCGCAAGUCCGACGUCAGACCUAACGCCUCAGAGGAUGAGGCUUCUCGGGCACCUAAAGCCAGUCGUACCGCAGCUCUGAGCCCCGAAGUUGUCAGCCCGGACCACAGAUCUGGCGAGACUGCCGACUUUAUCCCACUGCCACCGCUGUCACAGGUCUAUGGAGUGGAUGAAGAUGAUGACCAAGCUGCCGAUGUUGUCCAGGGCUCCCAAGAGGUGGAUGAAUCUUCUUUGACAACUUACAUUCUCUAUGGUGUUGUAUCUACACAGAUCGUCGGUGUCCGCUUCUAUAGAGGCUAUGCGAAUCCUCAUGAACGUGUCAUUAUUAAUCGUGAGGCGAAUAACCAGUAUGAUCGCAAUGCCAUCAGGGUUGAUAACGUUAUGGGCGCCCAAAUUGGUCACAUCCCAAGGCAAAUGGCGGCCAAGCUAGCAGCUUACAUUGAUGCUCGCGAUCUCAUUGUUGAAGGAACAUUGACUGGAGAGAUUGGAAGCUACACCUGCCCAGUGGAUCUAAAACUGUUUGGAAGCUGUGAUCCAACCCAACGAGCCAACCUGAAGAAGCGAAUGCAAAAUGAUAGAUUGCCUAUCCGUCAACUGAAUGAGAGGGAGCGCGAGGAGCGCAACGGAGAAAAGCAAGCCGAGAAACAGCGGAAGGAAGACGCAAAAAAAGCUCGUGCUAUGGCUCUGGGGAAAGCUGCGGGCUGGGAAGCCGACCAGAACUCAGAUUUCUCGAAUCUCUCAACUCCGAGUGGGCUUGGUGGAGAAAAUGAGAGUUUGGACAACCUUCUUAACCAAAGCACAACCUUUAAUCCAAGAGAUAUUGACCAGGUUGUAGAAACUUUUGGUCAAAAGGAGUCCGAUCUGGUGAAUAUGCCAAUGGUGGACACUCCCGCCGGCCUUUCCACGCAGUUGCUUCCAUACCAACGCCAGGGACUUGCCUGGAUGAUCAAGCAAGAAUCGCCGAGUCUUCCUGCACAUGGCUCCAGUGAUAUUGUUCAGCUGUGGAAGCGUAAGAAUUCCGAUUUCCUCAACGUUGCCACCAACUAUUCCACAUCUACAGAGCCAACUCUCGCCAGUGGUGGUAUUUUGGCUGACGACAUGGGCUUGGGCAAGACGAUUCAGAUUAUUUCUUUGAUUCUCGCCAACUCCAAGUCCCUCUCCGCAAGCUCCUCCAAGUCCACCUUGAUUAUUGCACCUGUCGGUGUCAUGAGCAACUGGCGAAACCAGAUCCAUGAUCACACCAAUCCCGAGACCGCACCGAAUGUUUUGAUCUAUCAUGGAUCUGGGAAGAAAGAGGCUGCGAAUUUGGCCAAAUACAAUGUUGUCAUCACCAGUUAUGGAGCUUUAGCCAAGGAGUUUGAUCCCACUGCGAAAGGUCCACCGGCCAAGGGUAUUUUUUCGCUUCAUUGGCGCCGUGUUGUACUGGAUGAAGGUCAUACUAUCCGCAAUCCCCGUUCCAAGGGUGCACUCGCGGCCUGUGGCUUGAGGGCCGAUUCUCGCUGGACACUGACUGGCACGCCUAUCAUAAACACUCUGAAGGACUUGUAUUCCCAAAUCCGCUUCCUUAAGUUCUCUGGUGGCUUGGAGGAUCUUGGAAUGUUCAACAGUGUUUUAAUUCGUCCUUUGAAUGCAGGAGAGCCCGAGGCCCGUUUACUUCUCGAAGCUCUCAUGAGCACAAUUUGUCUGCGCCGCAGGAAAGACAUGGCAUUUGUCAACUUGAAAUUGCCGGAAAUGACUUCUCGCAUCAUUCGAAUCAAAUUCAACGCCCACGAACAGGAGAAAUACAGUGCAUUCCAAGCCGAAGCCCAAGGCGCUCUCCUAGACUUCAAGGAGAAAGAUGGAAAGACCAAAUAUUCUCAUCUUUUAGAGGUUAUCCUUCGUCUCCGUCAAGUCUGCAACCACUGGGCACUUUGUAAGAACCGCAUUGAUAAGCUUAUGAACAUUCUAGACGAACACAAAGUGGUGCCUCUGACCCCGGAGAACGUUAAGGCGCUACAAGAUAUGCUGCAAAUCCAGAUUGAAAGCCAAGAACUAUGCGCAAUCUGUCUAGAUAACCUCGAGCAACCUGUCAUAACCGCAUGUGCCCAUUCCUAUUGCCGGGGCUGUAUUGAACAAGUCAUCGAACGCCAACGAAAGUGUCCUCUUUGUCGGGCAGAUAUCACGGAUACCAACACCCUUGUUUCCCCAGCUGCCGAACUUGGUGAAGACAGUGAAACCGUUGAGGCUGAUCCGGACAGCCCUAGCAGCAAGAUCGAGACCUUGGUCAAGAUCCUGACUGCUAAGGGUCAAGCACCGGGCACCAAGACUGUCGUAUUCAGCCAGUGGACCUCGUUCCUGAACCUCAUCGAGCCGCAUCUCCAGCAAUGCGGCCUCAAGUAUGCCCGCGUAGACGGCAAGAUGAAUUCGGUAAAACGGGACAAUUCAAUCAACGCCUUCUCAAACGAUCCCGAGUGCACUGUUCUCCUUGCCAGUUUGAGCGUGUGCAGUGUCGGUCUCAAUCUGGUUGCUGCUAAUCAGGUUAUUUUGUCUGAUAGUUGGUGGGCGCCGGCUAUCGAGGAUCAGGCUGUGGAUCGGGUCUACCGUCUUGGACAAAAGCGGGAGACGACUGUGUGGAGACUGGUCAUGGAGGAUAGCAUUGAGGAGCGAGUUUUGGCGAUACAGGAGCGAAAGAGAACCCUUAUGCUUGCUGCUUUCCGCGAAACAGCCAAGAAGAAGGCUGAGGAUAGAGCUACUCGUGUUGCAGAUCUUGAGUCUCUUUUACGGUGA